This is a messenger RNA of Cydia amplana, 2379 nucleotides long. RefSeq lists its product as uncharacterized. The coding region runs from base 874 to 2379 and encodes 501 amino acids. The record is from RefSeq and is a predicted model, not a curated record. The transcript has 4 exons. NCBI's taxonomy places the organism in Eukaryota, Metazoa, Arthropoda, Insecta, Lepidoptera, Tortricidae.
AUUUAUCUGAACCUGGACCCACCCCUGCCGUUUUGCCGGCAGCGACGCCUCAAGUUUCGUCAAAAGUAAAGUUGCCAAAUAUACAGAUACCAUCGUUCAAUGGUAAAUAUACAGAUUACAGACCUUUUAUCGAAAUGUUUACUGCGCUUGUGCACAAUAAUGAAGGGUUUGAUAAUAUACAAAAGUUUUUCUACCUGAGAAGCUUCUUAAAAGCUGAAGCAUUUGAUUUAGUCAAAAACUUACCUGUCAUUGGUCAAAGUUAUUCGGAAGCUCUCAGCAUUUUAGCUGAUAGGUACGAUAAUAAAUAUAAAAUCAUCAAUGAGCACAUUAAUGCUUUGUUUGAGUUGCCUGUGCUAACUAAGUCAAGUCCUAGUGCUUUACGCUCUUUGAUUUCAAUAACAAAACAGCAUUUAGCUGCAUUAAAAAACCUUGAUGAGGCCAUUGAAAAAUGGGACAGCGUUCUCAUUUGCCUAUUAAAUAAAAAACUAGACCCGGUAACUAAUCGAGAGUAUCAUUUGCAUAGGGAUUCCUCAAAACAGCCAACCUUUAAUGAUUUUUUGAAAUUUGUAGAAGGUCGGGCCCUUGCCCUAGAGAACAGUGAGGGACGGGGUGAUCCAGCAAGCUGUGCUGCUGGCAAAGUAGCUCCAGUCAAGGUGACAUCAUCAUCAUUUGUGGCUACCAAAGCAUCCCAAGGCUGUCUGUACUGUGUGCCUGUUGUCGCAGCCUGAGGAGCUGCGCGAUCCUGAUGCCGCACCCAGCUUGGUUCACACACAGUUUGGUUACAUAGUAGGAGGGGAUGUCCCAUCUUCUAUUCUUAAACGACCUGCUGUUUCUCUUUUCUGUCACGAAUGUCAAACCGAUGUACGCGAUACUAUGUCUAAUUUUUGGCAAACAGAAAAGGUACCUGAAAUAUAUGCGGAACAUACAUCUGAGCAACAACAGUGCGAAAAAUUGUUCACUGAAACUGUUAAACUUGAGGAUAAUCAAUUCACAGUUUCAUUGCCAUUAAAAAUACCUAUCUAUGAUGUGAACAAUACAUUGGGGGAUUCAUUUGGGUUAGCUCUCAAGAGAUUUUAUAAUCUCGAAAAGAGAUUUCAGAAGGAUCAGAAUUUGUAUGAAGGUUACAAGGAUUUCAUACAUGAAUAUCUCGACUUAGGUCAUGGAUCAUAUGUUGACAUUUCCUCAUAUGAACUUACUAAAGAUCCUGUGUACUUUAUGGGACAUUCAGCUGUUUUAAGGCCGGAUGCAGUAAGUACCAAGCUACGGGUAGUCUUUGAUGGAUCUAUGUUAACGAGUAAUAAGAUUUCAUUGAAUAAUAUUUUAAUGAGUGGGCCAACUGUUCAACAGGAGCUGUUUGACAUACUGUUGUCAUUUAGAGUGCACAAAUAUUUCAUUGCUUGUGAUAUCAGGCGUAUGUUCCGAAAUAUUUUAGUACAGAAAGAUCAGCGAUCUUUGCAAAAUAUUCUCUGGCGAGACACUCCUAAUGAGUCAAUAAAAUGUAUUCAGCUAAACACAGUUUGCUAUGGAAUGAAGUCGUCAAGUUAUCUUUCGACAAGAUGCUUGAACGAGCUGGCUACGAAAUUCGAGAGGCAAUAUCCUCUAGCCAGUUCGGCAAUUUUAAACUCUACAUAUGUAGAUGACAUCAUUCACACAGAGAAUAGUUUGGCAAAGAUUGUUGACACGCAAACUCAAUUGAUAGAAUUACUUGCUAAAGGUAGUUUUAAACUACAUAAAUGGGCAGCUAAUGACCCUUCAAUAUUGGCAAAUAUUCCAGUAGAGCAGCAGGUUGUUGGAGAACUGGAACUGAAUAAGGACAUCAAAACUUUGGGUUUAAAGUUAGAUAUUGACUCGGAUUCUUUUAAACUUUCAUGUCCAGUGUCAAAAAAUGUCCCUAAGACAAAAAGACAGAUUUUAAGUUACAUAAGCCAGUUCUACGACCCUUUAGGUCUAGCUGGACCCGUCUUUGUCCAAGCCAAAAUCAUCAUGCAAAAAUUGGCUCAAUCUUGUACCGACUGGGACUCGGUGCCCACGCCUAUUUUACUAAAAGAAUGGCUUGAAUUUUACAAUGAUUUGCAGACAAUGAAAGAAAUUAAAAUAAAACGAAAUGUUACUGUUGAUGACAUUCAGUCUGCUCAGCUAGUAGCAUUUGACCUCAAUCCUUCUGACUGUUUGAGUCGAGGUGUAAAACCUAGCGAGCUACAAGGUAACCAACUGUGGUGGUGCGGGCCGACUAGCAUGUCUGAUCCAGAGUAUAAGUUUACCGAUGUUAGUAAUGAUAAUGUACCUGACAACUUACCGGAGAUCAAGCAUGCUGAUAGUUCCAAGCCGACUAAAAGGUGUAACAGCAAAACAGCUGAUGGGUUCAUUGCCCGCUGGUAG